This is a messenger RNA of Echinops telfairi (small Madagascar hedgehog), 1929 nucleotides long. It is a transcript of the gene DCT, whose product is annotated as dopachrome tautomerase. The transcript has 8 exons. Gene Ontology annotation, cellular component: melanosome. Lineage: Eukaryota; Metazoa; Chordata; Mammalia; Afrosoricida; Tenrecidae. Gene Ontology annotation, molecular function: dopachrome isomerase activity; oxidoreductase activity. The record is from RefSeq and is a predicted model, not a curated record. Gene Ontology annotation, biological process: melanin biosynthetic process from tyrosine; developmental pigmentation; positive regulation of neuroblast proliferation. Bases 22 to 1584 code for a protein of 520 amino acids.
GAUUCUCCCAGGUCUAAAGCCAUGGGCCCAUUAACAUGGGGACUCAUGCUCAGUUGCCUGGGCUGUGGGAUUCUGCCCUUGACUUGGGCUCAGUUUCCUCGGGUCUGCAUGACAGUGGGCAGCCUGGCAUCCAAAGAGUGCUGUCCACCCCUGGGCGUGGAGCCAGCCAAUGUGUGUGGCUGGCAGGAGGGCCGGGGACAGUGUGGAGAGGUUGCAGCUGACUCCAGGCCCUGGAGUGGCCCUUAUGUCCUGCGGAACCGAGAUGACCGAGAGCAGUGGCCCAGGAAGUUUUUCCAGCGGACCUGCAGGUGCACAGGAAACUUUGCUGGCUAUAAUUGUGGAGACUGCAAGUUUGGUUGGACGGGCCCCAACUGUGAUCAGAAGAAACCACCGGUUGUCCGGAAAAAUAUCCACUCGCUGACUCCUCAGGAGAGGGAGCAGUUUCUGAGUGGCCUGGACCUCUCAAAGAAGACCACGCACCCUGACUACGUGAUCACCACCCAGCACUGGCUGGGCCUGCUCGGGCCCAAUGGAACCCAGCCGCAAAUUACUAACUGCAGCGUGUACGACUACUUUGUGUGGCUCCAUUAUUAUUCUGUCAGAGAUACGUUAUUAGGACCAGGGCGUCCAUUUAAGGCUAUUGAUUUCUCACACCAAGGACCUGCCUUCGUUACCUGGCACCGGUACCACCUGCUAUUGCUGGAAAGAGAUCUCCAGCGGCUGACUGGCAAUGAGUCCUUUGCUUUGCCCUACUGGAACUUCGCCACCGGGAGAAACGAGUGUGACGUGUGUACAGACCAGCUCUUCGGAGCAGCCAGGCAAGAUGACCCGAUGCUGAUUAGUCAGAACUCAAGGUUCUCCAGCUGGGAAAUCAUCUGUAACAGCUUGGAUGACUACAACAGCCGGGUCACCCUGUGUAAUGGAACCAAGGAAGGCUUGCUGAGAAGGAAUCAAAUGGGAAGAAACAAUGAGAAAUUGCCAACCUUAAAAGACAUACAAGAUUGUUUGGCCCUCAAUACGUUUGACUAUCCUCCUUUCUUCCGGAAUUCUAACUUCAGCUUCAGGAACGCCUUGGAAGGGUUUGAAAAAGCUGAUGGGACCCUGGACUCUCAAGUGACAAACCUUCAUAACUUGGUUCAUUCCUUUCUGAACGGGACAAACGCGUUGCCACAUUCUGCUGCCAAUGAUCCUGUUUUUGUGGUUCUUCAUUCAUUUACUGAUGCUAUUUUUGAUGAGUGGAUGAAAAGGUUUAAGCCUUCUGUUGAUGUUUGGCCUCAGGAGCUGGCACCCAUUGGUCAUAAUCGGAUGUUUAAUAUGGUGCCUUUCUUCCCACCGGUUACUAAUGAAGAACUCUUUCUAACUGCAGACCAACUGGGCUACACCUACGCCAUUGACCUGACAGUUAAAGGAACGGAAGAAACCGCAGGUUCGGCCACCGUCUUCUUGCUGGUUCUAGGCGUGCUGGCCGCGCUGGCUGGGGUCUUUGCGCUGCUGUUUACUCUGCAGCGCCGAAGACUUGGAGCAGGAUAUGCACCCCUGCUGGAGACGCCUGGAAGAAGCCGCGGGGCGCCUGGUUUUGCAUAGCUUUGAGCAAACCACAUCUCAGGAUUCUUCCUUCCUUGCGUUGGCUGGGUUGGCUCCUUCAAUUAUGGUGAUUUCAAUGACAAGCAUCUGAGUGAUCAUUUCUGGUUGGUUUGUUAGGAAGCUCUAGCUAGAGUGUAUGAGGCUAUUUCUAGCAUGAAAUAAAAAUAGAAGAUGAUAAUGUGUGAUAUAUGAUAAUACUUCCUCAUUGGGUUAAGCCUCUGUGUUUUGAGAAUACCAGACACUAAAUUCAUUUACAUUUGCAGUUCGGUGUAUUCUAAGAGCUCAGUAAGAUUGCGGUUCGAUCUCUCUUAGGCCAAAUGUCUCAUUAGGAAAGGGGGUGGCAGA